This is a messenger RNA of Aspergillus puulaauensis, 393 nucleotides long. RefSeq names its product tautomerase family protein. The transcript is spliced from 2 exons. NCBI's taxonomy places the organism in Eukaryota, Fungi, Ascomycota, Eurotiomycetes, Eurotiales, Aspergillaceae. Bases 1 to 393 code for a protein of 130 amino acids. The record is from RefSeq and is a predicted model, not a curated record.
AUGCCACUUGUUAGGAUUGAUGUCAUUCGGGAUGCGUGGUCACCCAGCGAACUCAAAAACCUGGCGGACACCAUUCAGCAGGUGAUGCAGACUCAUUUUAAUGCUCCUGCGCGAGACAGAUACCAAGUCAUUACCCAACACGAAGAUUAUGAGCUGAUUUGUGAAGACACUAACCUGGGCUUCACUCGAACCAAGAAACUCGUAAUCAUUCAGAUAUUGCAACAAGGCCGGAGCGCAGAGCAAAAGGCGCAAGCCUUUAAAGCGUUGGCUGAGAAUCUGCAGGAUAAGUGUUCCGUGUCUGGUGAUGAUUUGAUUAUCAGUUGUGUUCAAAACACUCAGGAGGACUGGAGCUUUGGAAUGGGUGUUGCACAGUUCAUGACUGGAGAGCUGUGA